Messenger RNA from Lepisosteus oculatus (spotted gar), 2695 nucleotides. It is a transcript of the gene gng2, whose product is annotated as guanine nucleotide binding protein (G protein), gamma 2. Gene Ontology annotation, molecular function: G-protein beta-subunit binding. Gene Ontology annotation, biological process: G protein-coupled receptor signaling pathway. The record is from RefSeq and is a predicted model, not a curated record. NCBI's taxonomy places the organism in Eukaryota, Metazoa, Chordata, Actinopteri, Semionotiformes, Lepisosteidae. Gene Ontology annotation, cellular component: heterotrimeric G-protein complex.
UCCUGUAGCCUGAACGUUGCUAGCUGAAUCAAGAAGCAGGCUGGGUGGAGACUGUGUGCUGGAGCUGCUGUCAGCUGGAGCAGUGGCAAGGAGUAAGUGCCUUGUGUGUGCGCGCGCGUGUGUGUGUGUCAGGGAGUGUGUGGCUUACUCCAGGAGACAGUAUCUGAGAAAACCAGCCCAGGCAAAUCCACAUAAGCACAGGAGAAAGGAGGAUCCUCCGGCUCUGACUCUUUUGAAAAAGGAAAUAACAGAGUUCUGGCCGACCACAGAGAAACACCUCAGCAACAGCCUGGAAGAUAACUCACAUUCAGUCCCUGACUUGGUGAGGAGCCUCUGAAACGAGCGAAAUGGCCAGCAACAAUACAGCAAGCAUUGCCCAAGCCAGGAAACUGGUGGAGCAGCUCAAAAUGGAGGCCAACAUUGACAGGAUAAAGGUGUCCAAAGCGGCAGCAGAUUUGAUGUCUUACUGCGAAGCACAUGCCAAAGAAGACCCCCUGCUGUCGCCUGUCCCAGCGUCUGAAAACCCCUUUAGGGAGAAGAAAUUCUUCUGUGCCAUCCUGUAAAUUGCAGGAGCCUAUAGUCGGUGCUCAUCAGACAUUGGACACUGAACAAGUAGAGUUUUCUAGCUGAGGUGCAGAGGACACCUUUCCAAGUCCUCACAAGCAGUGUGACUAAAAAAAGUAAUACACAUAAUUUUUAAAAAUGUCUGGGCGCUACAGGGGUGUGCAUGUCUCAGAGGAACCAUGUGGUUUGCUAGAGAAAUAAAGAUCCAGAAACACAAAUUUCACAUUACAAGUGGGUCUUCAAAGUGUGCAGGCUAGCAGCCCAUGAUGACAGAUGUAGAGUUGUAAAAAAAUAACAUUUUGUGACACUUUUGAAUAAAUAAAGGUUAGCUUUGGUAGUUUAAUGGCAAACAAGAAAGCUCCGCUAAGCAAGCUUCAUGCUGGUGACAACAUUUUUUUGGAAUGUUUUUUUUAUGAUAAGUUUAUUUUUAAGUUAAUUGGUUGGGUAUAUCAAUGAGAUUUCUGUUUUCCUGUUAUGUGGUUACUUAUUUGGCUAUGUACACUUUUUUACUAUACAUUCAUAGAUUAGCUAAAUCUUUUUUUAAGAUAAAGAGUACAAUUCUUUGCAAUUAUAUAUUUAAAAAAAAACUAAAAAAAGCUGGCUAUGUGAUUUUUUUUCUUCUAAAGGUAACUAGCUCUCUUUUUAACAUUUGUAUACAACCGCUAGCAAAUGAACUGUGUUGUGCUCAUUGUGCUGAAUGUUUGUGUUGGUUGUCAUUAAUAGUGCAUGAAAAUGGGCAAACCCAUGACUAUGUUAUGAUUAUCAGUGAUAAAGUGGUCAUGGUUGAUGAUCACACUAUUUACUUUAAACUGCUUAGAUAAUUUGCUGGUGCCAAGAUGGGUAUUCUAUACGGGCCAUAACGCAACACAUCCUGCAAGACUUCCCUGUUAGUGUAAUAGCUGAUGUAUUUAAACUGCAUUCACUGUUUUAAUAGGAAUGACUGUCUAAGUCUUUCUUGUCUUUAUACAAGACAGAAAGGAACUACAUUUGUGAAGAAGAAAAUUCCAAAAACCUAUUUCUUGGGAUUACACAAAUUAACAGUUUUUGUUGUUAACAAAAUGGAAAAUUUGCUGUAUAUAACUUAAAUUUACAUAAGGUAGCUUAUUGUCCCCUAAUAAGGUAGCAAAACUAUUAUCAGGCUCUAACCUGUUUUCUGAAUGCAGCUCAAUGGGUUAUACUGAAUGCAUUCUUAGGCCUUUGCACUUACUGUACCAACACGGUCUAAUUGUAUAAAAAUGUCCAAGGGAAGUCACUCACAGUAUCUUUUUGUGAGUGGUGUGAUUAAGGCUAAUUAUCCAAGCACAACUGCCAUUGCUUUUAUACAAGAUUUUUUUAAAAUACCAUCGAUUGUUAAUAUCAUUAAUAUCAUUGAUAGUUCAUUGAAAAAUGUUAUGAAAACCCAAGGCAAAACCUUGUUCAAAUCACAAAAGCUUCAGCUAAGCCAGUGCUUCUAAAUUGUGUUUCGAACAAGACAGCAAAUGCACAGUCACGCUCUGAUAUGUCCAUUCUCUUAUGCGUCCUUAAGCUCCUGUUUCAUAUAUUAAGAUUUUUUUUUUAAAUGAAAGCUGUGCUCAAAUGUGAGAUCACAUUACAGUUUGUUGCAAUUAAAACAUUACAGGAUGCAAGCUAGGUGACCCUUUUUUCAUGUUUUUUGGUAAUGUCCAAGCUCCACUCAACCAUCUGACUCUUCAUUGUACCAGACCCUCUUUUGAACUGAUAUCCCAACAUGUAAGUGUCUUGAUAUGACGCUGAGCCUGGGAAACCAGUCUUUCAUUCCCAGGGAUCGCCUUACAUUCUGAUGUGCCAUACAGGCUGGUGCCACUGCCACAGAAAACCCAUCUUGCAUCUAGAUAUUAAUUUAAUGUACCCCAUUUCAGUCAAGCUUUGUUGUUCCUUUAAGCAAACUAUGGCUUAUAUUUAUAGCUUAUUUUCCACUAUACUAUGGACACUGGUUUUUGAAUAAGCAUAAACACACCCAAAACAAGGAAAUUGUUACACAAACCAAUGAGUUAUAAAAGCAAAAGGAGCUGAACCUUUGUGUAGGUACUUUUAAUUUUGCACUUUUUCUUUGUGUAAAGUUUAAAAUAUCUUUAAAAGCUGAACAUUACCUUUAAUUAAAAAGAUUGAAAGA